Molecule: messenger RNA, 4598 nt
Organism: Fomitiporia mediterranea MF3/22
Lineage: Eukaryota; Fungi; Basidiomycota; Agaricomycetes; Hymenochaetales; Hymenochaetaceae
Exons: 10
Coding region: 865-3528 (887 amino acids)
Source: RefSeq, a predicted model, not a curated record
AUGAGAAGCGCUAACCUUGCAUCGAUCCCCCGGUGUUCCAUACUCUGGUUUACCUCCUGCCAAAUACCACAAUUCGGACUCCUGCCCUUUGCAGGCACUGUACGUGAAUGUCGUCCGUUAUGACUUUAUGCGGUGGUAAUUUUGAGCUGCAAUGGAGCUGUUUAAAAUUAUCUUCAACCGGCCAUGACAGCCUUGCUUUCAUGGCCUGUCCUUCCAUCGGCAGCUUCGUGCAUCUGAUGGAUUUGGACUCGACGUUCAAUCAAUUUUGCCGUCCUUCGUUCGAGUCCUGUUUGUUGUCAGGCGGGACGGCUCAGGUUACUUGUUGCCUGGCCUCGCCGUUGAUCAGCCUCAAGCGUCUUGCCACAUGUCCUACGUGCACAGCUUCGCAGAGCUCUGAUGGUUCAUGACCCGACGUACGGCCGGGUGCGCAAAAUCAGCAUCGUCAAUUGUCUUUUUGCGCUAGUCGUGUCGACAGUCAUUGUCUGGAAAGGAGUGGAGGAUAUCUCUUAUUUUACAUGUCCUACAUGCACAGCUUGCAGAGUUCUGAUGGUUCAUGACCCGGUGUAUACUCGCAUGUGCAAAAAAAGCAUCGUCAAACGUCUUAUGAAGCUGGGUUGUGUCGGCGAUGUUGGAUUUGUUCUAGAAAGGAGUGGGGGAAAUCUCGGCAGAAUUUAAGACGAACUUUGUGAGUCGUGCAGCUGGCAGACGCGGUCUUUGGCAUCAUGUAGCGAUGGCUUGUAAAAAGAUCUUCCAUUAGUAAUCACCCUAUCGUCUUGCACGUAGCUUUGUAAUACUAUCUGCCGCUUCAUUAGCCGAGUUGCAUCGAUCUGUGUUACGGUCGCGCUGCAUUUCGUUUAUCUGCCUAUGUAUCACUGUGAGGGAAGUGGCUGCACGGCAGCUUUUCCUUCAGUUGGCUCCCGGACUAGACACGAACGACGAUGCCUGUUUGUUGCGAAUUCCACAAAACGACUCAAUAACGAUGCUCGGACGCGAAUGCAGGAAAGAAAACGGGCGAGGAUCGAAGUGGGCCGAGCUAUGCCAAGGGUAAUAGUGCCUGCAGAAAUGCCACCCCCUGAGACAUAUGGUCCGCAGAGGGAUGAAUUCACCGAAUCACUACAGGCAUGGGAUGCAGAGCCUAGUGAGGAAGAGCGCCCUUCUCCACAGCCAAUCCUCUCAGCGGCAGGUCGUCCCGUUCGUCCACGUAUUCUCCCAAAGCGCUUCAGACAAUUAUCACCACCGAGAAAUAAUUUACGAAUCGACCCGGAAGACGAGGAUCCGGCGACGGUUGAAGCACUGGAUGAAGAAGAGGAAUCUCCAGGUCUCAAGUUCGAAAUUAUACGUACACAGCGUAACAAAUUCCGCAUCCAUAGGGUUAUUCGACGGCCUAAAAUUCUGUUGGACGACCGUCGGCACAAACAUCCUCCUGUAGAAGACCCCAAUGUCUAUGCACCGCUUCCAAACCGAAGCACUUACCUGCUAUUCCAUUGGUUUUGGUCCUCAUCACAUACCAAGUCAUUUGCGGACUUGCUUAGACUUCAAGAGAUAACACGAGACAGUCAAUGGCGGUGGGAGGACUUCGCAAAUGCCGAUUUACGUCCACUUAAUAGAGCGCUAGUCGAUGGUACGCUUGACGAUGAUCGAUGGGUGGAAACUUCGGUGCCGCUGUCAGUCCCUAUUGGACAUCUUCAUCCUGAUGUUCCCGGGGCGGUGACGUAUGAAGUAAAAGGUCUGCAUUACCGCCCAUUGACAAGCGUUAUACAAUCGGUAUUCCGCAGUUCCCAGUUAAGCGAAGGCUUUUGCUAUGAGCCGUAUGAGCUUCGGUAUACUCCGUUGAGUGCUGAUGAAGAUAUUGCGGUACACGGGGAGCUAUUUUGGUCGUCAUCGUUCCGGAACGCGCAUGAUGAGGUGCAGCGUGUACCCCAGGCUGAUGGUGAUUCAAUUCCUCACGCGGUGGCUGCAAUGCAACUGUGGUCGGAUAGUAUGUCGGCGACGAAGUUUGGGAGUGCUAAGUUAUGGCCCAUCUACCUGCAGUUCGGAAAUCAAUCAAAAUAUAGAAGGUCAUGCGCUAGAUCUGGCGCAAUCCAUUCGAUCGCAUUCAUUCCCUCGUUACCUAGUGAUUUCAAGGAAUUCGUGGAGCGUCAUGCAAGGGGAAAAAAAACAUCAGCAGAACUCGAACUGCAUUGUCGACGCGAAAUCAUGCAAGCCGUGUGGCUUACCUUACUGGACGAUGAAUUUAUUAAUGCCUGGAAAACCGGAAUUGUUGUUUUGUGCGGUGAUGGUGUCCUGCGUCGAUUGUUUCCUCGAAUAUUGACGUAUUCGGCGGAUUAUCCUGAGAAGGUUCUUUUGGCUACAAUGAAAUUUUUGGGUAGUUUCCCUUGUCCUCGUUGUCUUAUCCCAGCUAGUAAGAUAUUGUCGUCGCUGGGAAAGCCAAGGGAUAUGCGGUAUCGCAUCAAAUACCGGCGGACCGAUAAUCCUGACCGGCAGUACAGAGUCAAUAAAGCAAGAGAGCUAAUUUAUACGAGCCGGAAGCGGCUGACACACCCGAGAGUGAAGCUCCAUUUAGACCCUCAUUCGUUGACUCCAGUUGAGAAUGCAUUCUCGAAACGUCUGGGACCUCUAGGCUUUGAUUUCCAUGAUAUACUGGUAGUGGACAUCUUACACGAAUGGGAGGUAGGAGUUUGGAAGACAAUUUUCACUCAUCUGGUACGGAUUAUCAAUACCUUCAAGGACCGAGAUCGCCUUAAUGAAUUGAAUAAACGCGUUCGUGAAGUGCCGGCUUUUGGCUCUGAUAUAAGAAGUUAUAAGGGAAACAUUUCUGACAUGAAGCAGAUGACAGGCUAUAACUUCGAGGACCUUCUACAGUGUGCCCUGCCGGUUUUCGAUGGUCUGUUCCCGCAGCCGCAUGAAACGAUCAUCCGUAUUUUGAUAUAUCGGACUGUGAAUUUGCACGCACUGUGUAAGCUACGUCUUCAUACGGAUGAUACUAUAGCGGCUUUACACUCUGAAACGCGGCGAUUUGGUGAUGCACUACGAAAAUUCGCCAGCGAUACUUGCCCUGUAUUUGCCACCACGGAACUAGCCGCCGAGACGCGCAGGCGCGUGUCUCGCAUGGCAAAGAAGCGUGGUGGAAAUGAUACUCAGCAAACAAGAACGUCCGGCUCUGACGGGAUAAAUGCAAACGUGAAGAAGGCCUUUAAUGCCAACACAUCUAAAGUUCAUGCGGUGGGGCAUUACGCAAAGCAAAUAGUGGAAUAUGGGACCACUGAUUCCUAUAGCACAAAUAUUGGCGAGUCUGAGCACAAGAUGACCAAGGACAGCUAUGCUAGAACAAAUGGAGUCAAUCCCGAGCAACAAAUUACACGGAUUAACCAACGCCAAGCAAACCUCGCUCGCAUUUCGGGGCGAACAAUGAAUGAAAACGACCAUCCUGGAGUAGAAGAGGAGGAGGAGGAGGACGUAGAGUUGGCCCCCGGUGACGUCAGAUAUUCUAUCGGGCAGAGAGGAAUUCCAAUUAACCUUCCUCAGUAGGAACUUGAGUACCGAUUUGAUGCAGCAAUACAGGGCUUUAGGCAGAGCCUAUCCCAACAUUUACUGGCCCGAUUGAAAGGGAUGGAUGCCUCAGACGAUGAACUUGUCUUUACGCAACACGAACACAUGCAGAUUGUUAUCUUGGACAACAAAAUGUAUAGUCACAAGUGACUUGCCAUAAAUUAUACCUCAUACGACAUGCAACGCCAGCACGAAUCGAUUAGCCCAACAGGAGCCAAAUCUGAUAUUAUGGUUCGAGCAAGCGGAGGUACGGAUCGAGAAUCAAUGUACUGGUAUGCACGGGUCAUUGGCAUCUUCCACUUUGAUGUUUAUCUCCGUGGAGCGGAAGGAUCGUCUCCGAAACGUGUGGACAUAAUCUGGGUUCGAUGGUUUGGUAGGACGGUAGAGGGCAGAUUCAGAGACAAUGCUUGUAACCUCGAACGAGUCAGGUUCGUCACGCAGGAGGAUGGUUCUCCCCCGUUUGGCUUUUUAGAUCCCACCACAAUUGUGCGCGCUGUGCAUAUCAUUCCUGCAUUCUGUUAUGGCCAGACUAGAGAGCUCCUUGGAGCAUCUCGUCUUGCUCGUGUUAAAGAACCCGGUGCUGUUGAGGACUGGGAAUCCUUCUACAUUAAUAAGUGUGAUUACUUAGGAAUUGAUGGAGGCAAAGGCUUCACUCAGCUUCAGGUUUGCUGAUAGGGAUUUGUACAUGUUAUUUCGAGGCAACAGCAUAGGUCACAGUGGCUAUUUCAGUAAUACUGGAUCAUCUGCACAAGUAGACCUAUAUGCAAAGUUAGGUGUUGUCAGCAACAGCAUAGAGGGGACCCGAAGGCUCAGUGAGGGGACCCAGGUUACAACUAUCCUACACAACAGAAAUACAGAAUGUGAGCACUGGAACAUAGUCAGAACUUGCAGAAUGGGCAGAGAGAGAGAGUAAGACAAGAGUAGAGUAUAUAGAGUGAGCCUAAGAGUACAGGACUACCUAGAGUAGACAAGAUCAAGACUACAGGACUAGUCUGAUCUUGUACACCUAUAUAUACUAAACUAUACAAGAGUACUCAGGGAGUAUGAGC